This is a messenger RNA of Symbiodinium natans, 3366 nucleotides long. NCBI's taxonomy places the organism in Eukaryota, Dinophyceae, Suessiales, Symbiodiniaceae. The record is from the annotation of a GenBank genome assembly.
AUGUUCCAGGGCCCUGCUCCAGCCCGCACUGUGUCCAGAUCACGUGAAAGAGAUCAAGAGUACACCCGAGUGAAUGGUGACGACGAGGCUGUAGAUGCGGAUGACUGCACGAAUGGAGAUUGCGGUAUGACGAGCGUCCAGCGUGAAAAGUGGAAAUAUGUCGGUACGGGAAAGGGAACUUACAAGAGGAACAGCCAAAUGCUUUUCGUUGGAGAUGGCCACGGCAACUAUGAGAAGGAGCAGGUGACGAGUCACGCGGGAUCUUGCUGGACAGUUCUUGGCAUGACUCUGCUCCUACUCGCAAUAGUCGCGAUUGCGAUGGGCUACUUGAUCGGAGCAUUCUUCAUCCGCAGGACCCCCUUUCACGCCGACGUGAUGUACAGUUGCCGUGGCGACAUGUCGCAGUGGCUGGUAGAAGAGCGUGACUGGUGCUGCUCGGACAAAGGGAUCGGCUGCUGGGCGACCACACCUCCUCCCACCUUCGAUUGCAAAAUCGACCAAGACCGAUGGGAUGUUUCAUGGUCCGUGCCAAAGAAGCACUUCUGCUGUAGCUUUGUGGACAUCGGCUGUCAGAAGUUCGACUGCCAGCUGCAGCUUCAAACGUGGAGGAGUUCUUGGCCAUUGGAGAAGAGGCAGUUCUGCUGCCACGAAGAAAAGCUUGGAUGCGACACCUGCGACGCCUCUUGCGGUGCAAGCGGCCGGACUGCUUCGUGCGAAGACCGCGCGGCUGACCUGUAUGCAAACGCAGAGGUCGGAAACUGCAGUCGUGCCCAUGAAGAAGUUCUGCAAGUUUGUCCAGCGUGCUCAAAGUGCCGCAUCCAAGAUCUGAGCUGCUAUCUCCAUGACCACCAUGGCCACCAUGGCCACCAUAGCCAUGAUGGCCAUCAUGGACACCAUGGCCACUACGGUCACCAUGUGGUCAAACCAGAGCCGGCAAGAAAGACCCCUGAGAAAAGGCAGUUCCAGCAUCUCAGGAAGGCGCAUGUCGUCAAACCCGAAGUGAAGACAGUGCAGACAGUGGUUACGGCUGAAACCGUGUGCUCCAAGCCCGCUGAAGUUGGCUUCAUGUGGGCUCAUCACAAUGGAGUGUGGCGGCGCAGCAAGGUUCCUUCUUCGUCCGGGCCACCUGAGAUUGCCGCUGGCCCUGGCUUCAUGUGGCACCAAUCGGGCAAUGGCUGGCAGCAGGUAUGUGUUCCGCAUGCGGGCGCUUCGUCACCACCGACAAGUCCGGCUGGCACUGGCUUCAUGUGGCAGCAGAUCUCGGGUCCAGAUGGCAAGAUGUGGACACAAGUUCCGCUGAGAGUCAAAGAUUUGCAAGGCAUUUCAUUCCCGGAGCAUGCAGCUGGUGUAGGCUACAUGUACCACCUGUCCUCUGAUGGCUGGUUGCAGGUGCCGGCACCGGAAAGCCUGAGUCGUCCGCAGCGUCCGUGCGAGCGUCGUGCUGGCCUGGGAAUGCGAUGGGUGUACACCGCCAGCGACCACGGGAGCGCAUGGCAGCAGCAGCCGGUACCCAAGUGGCGUCCUGGCAGCUUCAAUCCGCAACCCUCCGUGCCUGCCGGGCCAGGCUUCAUGUGGAGCUAUGAGCCUGAAGAUCAUGGGUGGACGCAGAUUUGCAUUCCAGGAUGGCAGCAGAGCAUGGGCGAGCCUCCCAGUUUGCGGGCUGGAUUGGGCUUCAUGUGGGGCAAGGGUCCCGAUGGUUCCUGGAAGCAGGCGACCGUUCCUCGUAGCUUUCGGGCUAGCUGCGCGAAGAAGCCGCCCAUGGCCGGCUUUGUCCCAGCAGGCAAAGGCUUCAUGUGGAAGUGCGUGAUGGAGCACCAGUUGGCUGUGUGGACACAGGUUCACCGGGACUGGACAGGCGAUAGAGCAGACGCUCCUCCCCACGAGCCUCCUGGGAAUGGCCUUAUGUGGAUCUUUCGGGAUGGAGGCUGGCAGCAGCGGCCCAUCCCCGGCUGGACGUCCCGUGACGCGCCCAGCCUUCCUGCUGGCGACGGGCUAAUGUGGAAUCGAGUGUCGUUGGAUGGACAGCAGGUGUGGCGCCAGGAUAUCAUACCUGAUUGGGAUGUGGACACAGCUGCGCACCCCCCAUCGGAGCCAGCUGGUGAAGGUUUCCUGUGGCAGUAUGUUGACAAGGGUGGGCAGAAGGAAUGGACCCAGGAAGAGAUCAGAGACUGGUAUGCCGACAGCGCGAACCACCCACCCAGAGAGUAUGCAGGCACUGGAGAGAUGUGGAAGUUUGUUUCGCACCAGGGUGCCCCAGGACUUUGGGAGCAGGUUUCCAUACCGGACUUCCGCACACUUGAUCAGUUCAAUCCACCCACUCCUCCUGCUGGAAAUGGCUUCAUGUGGCACUUCGAUGAGCAGACAGGGCGAUGGAAUCAGCUGAGAAUAGCUGGGUGGAUCAACGCGACUGAAGCUCAUCCGCCGCAGGUCCCGGCCGGCGUAGGCUACAUGUGGAAGUGGCAGAAGGAAAACGGCGAGAAGCACUGGCGCCAAGUCAAGCUGACCCUGUCGGACUUGACCAAUCCGCAUCGGCUUCCCAGCGAGCCAGCAGGCGAGGGAUUCAAGUGGGUGUACCAGGAGUCGGGCCAGCCACACUGGGAACAAAGACUCAUUGCGCAGCCAGGCAAUGACCUGCUACUGCGCAUGCUGGAUAAGGAUGAUGCAUCGCGUCCAGAUGCGACUCAGUGCCUGGAGCAUCCGUGGUUUUCCGCAUAUAGCGAGGUUCCGCCAACUCUUUCCGUAGGCGUUCUUCAAUGCGUUGAGUCCUAUGCCAGGAUGCCAGAGCUUCGCAAGGGAAUUUUCUUACUUUUGGCGCAUCAAUACGAAGUGCAGAAAGCCGCCCUUGUGGAGCUCCGGUCGCUUUUCACUCACUUUGAUGUGCGGAACCAGGGCAGUUUGAGUGCGCAGGAUCUCAAGGCUGUGCUCGUUAAGAGUGGCAUGGGAGCUGUGGCCGCCGAGCGUGUCUGCCAUGCCCUAGACCAUCGAAGAGAUGGGCAGAUCACCUGGACUGAGUUCACCGCGGCUGCGAUGUGGUACGUGGUUUGCCGCAAUAACCGCGCUAUCGACGCAGCCUUCGCCACUUUUGAUGCCGACCAGGACGGGCGGAUCACUGCCCAGGACCUGCAGACUGUGCUGGCGGACGAAAAGGGCCGCGAAGCAUGGCAAAAGCACAUGCCCGUGCUUUUUGAAGAGAUGGAGAAGCAGGAAAUCACCUCCAUGCAGAGGACGGCUCGAAACGCAAUUCGCAGUUUCAUGCACGUCUUGAAGAAGGAGGCAAUGAGGUAUGCAAACCUCGACCAGUUCCGCCAGUACUUGCAGCAGAACAUGGAUUUUCGAGCUGGCGAUGCCCUGUACGCAGUGACAUAG